Molecule: messenger RNA, 1413 nt
Organism: Seminavis robusta
Lineage: Eukaryota; Bacillariophyta; Bacillariophyceae; Naviculales; Naviculaceae
Source: the annotation of a GenBank genome assembly
AUGUCUGAUUGUCCUUCUCCAAGUUCAAGUUAUCUAGUGACUGUGGGUAGCGUUGGGGGUAGCAGCAGUGUGGGUAGCAGUGGCAUUGGCAGUCCUGUGAGUGUGUCGGCCAUGCCCCUUUCCUUGGAUGAUACAGUUGAUACUACAUGUAGUACAUGUAGUACUGUAUCUCCUCCUUGGAAGCGUCAAAAGAAGCAAGACAGCAGUAGUGAUAGUAUUGUUGCUGUCAGUCCCAAGCGGUUGUCGUUUGGUCCACCACUACUACAACGUCAACAUCAACAUCAAGACAGCCUAUUACUGCAGUACCUUGUGGAUCCUGCCUUGACGGCGCACAUUUUUUCGUUUGUGGGUCCUGUGGGCACGGCCAAGUGUGCGGCGACGUGUCGAUCUUGGAGGAUCAUUGUCUCAUCCACGCAGUCGCUCUGGAAACAAUUUGUCAAGGAUGACUUUGGACUCUCCUUAUCAUCAUCCAACAACAACCAUACUACCAAGGUGAUGAUCCAUCCAUGGGAACACGUGUAUCGACACAUUCGUCUUCAACAACAACACCCCAAUCAUCGGUUAAAUGGACGUGUCCUGUUUGCCGAUGACGGAGGCAAUUUUCCCGGCUAUCCACCCAACCAUGCACUCCUGCCAGAAACAAAUCGCGUCUGGUGUACACGGCCCGGAGUCGAUGCCAAUGUCGAUUUGGUCAUUCAAUUGGCUUCCACUUGUCUCGUUACAGGAUUUGUCUGUGCCAAUGGCGGACGCGGCUAUUCGGCACCCCUCCAAGAAGCACUCGUCUUUUUGAGUUUGGAACAGCCACCCAAUCUACAAGCCGCACGGUUUUAUAAUACCGGUACAACACAACAAAAUGUGGGACCCCAAUGGGUACGGUAUCUAUUCCAAAAGGAGGAGGAACCAGCCAACAACACCACCAACAAUACUCCUCCUCCUCCUCCUUUGGAAGACAAUAACAAUAAUGACAACAACAACGACAACCACCAUCCGGAACCAACGUCACCCGCCAGUACUGCUACCACCAAUAAACCCCCUUCCAAUAACGAUAACAAUAAUGAUCCCGUGGCAUCCUUUUGGUUCCCACACCUGCAACAAGCCUACUAUGGACGAUCCCAACAAACACUGGCCAAACCCAUAGUGGCACGAUACAUUCAUCUCAAAUUGCUCAGUAGUCAUUCGCCGCCCGGCCUCGAGGAUAUCAGUGACAAUAUUGAUCUCAUGCACUUUCAUACCUUGGGAGUUCCAUUGCCUCUACUCGACACUACACUAUUGCCAAACGUAUUACAAUCUGAAGCACCACCAAACUAUGUGAGAACCCACGAACGACGACACGAUACCAACACACUGGUACCUCACGAUCCACGACCACAACAACAACAACAACAACAACAACAAUUCGUGUGGGACAAUUAA